This is a messenger RNA of Onychostruthus taczanowskii (white-rumped snowfinch), 335 nucleotides long. RefSeq names its product FGF1 intracellular binding protein (gene FIBP). The transcript has 2 exons. Gene Ontology annotation, cellular component: nucleus. The annotation marks the transcript as partial. NCBI's taxonomy places the organism in Eukaryota, Metazoa, Chordata, Aves, Passeriformes, Passeridae. Gene Ontology annotation, molecular function: fibroblast growth factor binding. Gene Ontology annotation, biological process: platelet aggregation. The record is from RefSeq and is a predicted model, not a curated record.
UGGGGACAUUUGGGACAUUUGGGGACAUUUUGGGACCCCACUGGCCCAGGGAUGAGCAGCGACCUGGUCGGGGACGUGGGGAACACCACGCUGAUCGACGAGGAGGUGUACCGGCUGUGGCUGGACGGGCACUCGGUGGCGGAGGCGGUGGCCCGGCGGCUGCGGGGGGGGGUCCUGGAGCGCGAGGCCACCUCGGUGGCCGUCCUGCAGAGCGACACCCGCGACCACUACAGAACGUUCCAGAUGCUGGAGCGGCUCCUGCACGCGCCCCCCCGGCUGCUGCAGCAGCUGCUCUUCCAGAUCCCCCCCGAGCGGCAGGCGCUGCUGGUGCAGCG